AUGAGAAGGGUGGACAAUAUUGAAAGUGGAUUAUAUCAAGACAGGAUAGUUGGAGAAACAUCACAAUUCACAAUGCCUGCCCCGCCGCUAGCUAUGUAUAUGGGGACACAACUUAAGAAUAUGGAUAGUGCAAGCUCUUAUGGCCGACCUGAUACGCCAAGUUUACCUACUCUUGCUGACGAAGGAGAAGCUUUGAAUACUCGUGGGGUAGUCAUUGUGAUUCCCAGGGUUAAUCAUAGAGGUGAGAAGACAAAAUCAAAGAUACCGAUAUCUAGGUGGAGAAGAAAAGUUGGUGGCUAA
Messenger RNA from Sphenostylis stenocarpa, 300 nucleotides. The record is from the annotation of a GenBank genome assembly. Lineage: Eukaryota; Viridiplantae; Streptophyta; Magnoliopsida; Fabales; Fabaceae.